Molecule: messenger RNA, 1217 nt
Organism: Capsella rubella
Lineage: Eukaryota; Viridiplantae; Streptophyta; Magnoliopsida; Brassicales; Brassicaceae
Product: probable S-adenosylmethionine-dependent methyltransferase At5g38780
Exons: 3
Coding region: 1-1083 (360 amino acids)
Biological process (GO): methylation
Molecular function (GO): S-adenosylmethionine-dependent methyltransferase activity
Source: RefSeq, a predicted model, not a curated record
AUGCCAACAUUUUCUCAGUCGCACCCGAUGAGCGGCGGUGAUGAUCAACAUAGUUACAUCCAUAAUUCUUCAUACCAAAAAGCUGCCAUAGAUGUGGUUGAAGAAAAGACAAAACAAUACAUUUUAGAAAAGCUCGAUCUCCUGAAUCUGAAUCCCGAUCUAAGUACUUUUACGAUUGCUGAUUAUGGCUGUUCUAUUGGCCCUAACACGUUUCAUGCUGUUCAAAAUAUUAUUGAGGCUGUGAAACUCAAACACCUUAAAGAAAGUCAAGAAAAUAGUCUUGUGCCUCUCGAGUUCCAAGUUUGCUUUAGUGAUCAGCCCAGCAAUGACUUCAACACACUCUUUAGAACUCUACCUCCUUCCUUUAGACAAGAAUACUUCUCGGUGGGAGUGCCAGGCUCUUUCUAUGGCCGAGUGUUACCAAGAAAUAGCAUCCACAUCGGUAACACUUCCUUCACGACUCACUGGCUUUCCAAAGUUCCGGAACAAGUUCUUGACAAGAAAUCUCCAGCUUGGAAAAAACAUUAUAUUCAUUGUAAUGAUUCGAUAGAAGCAGUUACCAAUGCUUUUAUGGUCCAGUACACAAAAGACAUGAGCCUCUUUCUUAAAGCUCGAGCCGAAGAACUUGUUUCCGGAGGAUUGAUGAUUGUGUUAGGAUUUUGUUUGCCUGAUGGUGUGGCCAUGUAUGAGACAUGGCCAGGUAUUGUGAAGGAUGCCAUAAGUGAUUGUCUUCAAGAUAUGGCCACAUUGGGAAUAACAACUCAUGAAAAGAUCGACAUGUUCAGCUUGCCUUUGUAUUUUCCUCAGUUUAGUGAAAUGAAAAGAGUGAUUGAGCAAAACGAAAGUUUUACAAUUGAGCUGAUGGAGACAGUAAGCCAUCCAUUGGAAGCUGUGAAGCUAAGCGACAACUUCAUCACUUCCAUGUAUCGAGCCCUUCUCUCUAUAUUUAUAGAAAAACAUUUUGGAAUCGGUGAGGUCGAUGAGCUAUUCAAUCGACUUGCUAAGAAACUCUCCGACCACCCGAUCGACUUCGAAAAGUGUAAGAAACAAAUGGUAUAUUAUGUCGUUCUUAAGAAAAAGUGACUAUUGAAAUUAUCCAUAUCGUUAUGUAUUGUUCAAAUCCUCAUUGUUAUACCUUUCCUUUGUAACUAUUCCUUUGUGUUAUCAUUUAUCAUGGUAGCAAUAUAAGGAAUACAAUAUGUAAACUAUAUAAUAAA